Messenger RNA from Orussus abietinus, 1226 nucleotides. It is a transcript of the gene mRpS21, whose product is annotated as 28S ribosomal protein S21, mitochondrial. The record is from RefSeq and is a predicted model, not a curated record. Lineage: Eukaryota; Metazoa; Arthropoda; Insecta; Hymenoptera; Orussidae. Gene Ontology annotation, cellular component: ribosome. The coding region runs from base 512 to 784 and encodes 90 amino acids. Gene Ontology annotation, molecular function: structural constituent of ribosome. The transcript has 2 exons. Gene Ontology annotation, biological process: translation.
UGUGGAAUCGUAGGUACGUUUAAUACGUUUCAUUUCAUUAACAACAAGUGCACAAUUUAUCAAAUACAGUUUCGAAAGUAUAAAGAUAAUGCUCUUUUCUAACCUCUAAAUUAACCUGAGUAUACAAAAUGAAACUAUGCAGAAAAAAAUAUUUUGUUGGUAUCAUAAAAUAUGAAUAUUUUAUGGGUAACCAAGUAUUUGAUUGACGUGAAGAAAUUCUUUGGUUAAUCACAAAAAUUGUGGUAGAUCGCAGCAAAUAAUAAAGUAAUUUGGUCUACUUAACCGAGAUGUUCGGUUUAUCGACUAAAAUAUUUUCAUUGAAAUUCACAAAACAAUUUAAUCAGAACGCUUUAGUAGAUUGAUGCCAACGAGUUAAAACGUACGAAAUAAAAUUCGAUUCACUCAACCAAAAGAUUUUUUUAAACAAACCGAAUGCAAUCAAACAAUUUUGUUCAAUGAACCAACAUUUUUUUCUGUUACUACCAAGAGUUUAAACGAAUUAGUUAAUAAUAUGAGAGGCAUAAAGCACACUCCGUUCAUUGCACGCACUGUCUUUGUACAGAAUGGAGACGUCGACGGUGCUUGUCGAGUAUUAAAUCGUCUCAUGGGUCGUGAAGGAAUCUUUGAAAGAUGGCGACAAAUGAUGUUUUACGAGAAGCCUACAAGAUGCAGACGGAGAGUGAACUAUGAGCGGUGCAAAGCGAUCUAUGAUGAAGACAUGAACCGGAAAAUCCAAUUUGUUCUGCGCAAAAAUAGAGUGGAUCCGUAUCCUGGUUGUCUGUAGAGAAUUUUAUGAACUACUUAAUAUUAAUAAACUAAUUUCUUCGAGGUAUACUGUCAUGUAGACAUUUUCUGCAUUUGUGUCUGACAGCGAUUCAAUUACAAGAAAUUUGAUUUUGAACAAUUAGCAUAUUAAACAAAGCAAAACAUUAGCAUUGAUACCACUUUGUGAGACGAUAACUAUUGGCCUAAUUUGAAAAGUCAAGUAGCUAUUCUGUCCUUUGCGUCUCAAAUUUCUGGUGUCGACUCGAUACAAAAUGUUAUAGAUCCUUUACAGAUUGCAAAAAAUACUUUUUGAAGUUCCUAAGUCAUUGAAGCGAUGAAUUUACACACCGAGUGAAAAAAUUACUUUCCAUACAAGGAGGUUUUGUGACAAGGAUUUUUGCUUGUUAACAAAAUAAGUUACAGGGUUCAUAGAAUGAAAUUAAUACAAAUUUGAAAUAAAA